Molecule: messenger RNA, 945 nt
Organism: Pisolithus orientalis
Lineage: Eukaryota; Fungi; Basidiomycota; Agaricomycetes; Boletales; Pisolithaceae
Product: PLC-like phosphodiesterase
Exons: 10
Coding region: 1-945 (314 amino acids)
Biological process (GO): lipid metabolic process
Molecular function (GO): phosphoric diester hydrolase activity
Source: RefSeq, a predicted model, not a curated record
AUGGCUGCAAGAAUCUUGCCAGAAUGCUGGGGUCACCGAGGGGCCUCUGCAACAUUUCCUGAGAAUACGCUCGCUAGCUUUGAAGCCGCCAUCCGCGAUGGGGCCGAGGGCAUCGAGAGCGACGUGCACGUCUCUUUGGAUGACGUUGUUGUAAUGUUUCACGAUCCAGCUCUGGAAAGAACCACCGGUUGCAAAGGUUUGAUUAGGGAGCGGAAAUGGUACGGCGAUGAUGGGAUGGAGCGCCUCCUCACGAUCAAGGAACCACGGCAGUCCAUUCCCACUUUCGCAGAAACUGUCGCCCUGCUGAUGAAGCCAGAGAACCAACACGUCAAAUUCAAUGUUGACGUCAAGGUUCAAAAUGAUCCGGACCGUUUGUUUUUACUUAUGCAUGAUAUUAUCUCGGUGCAGCCCGACUGGGAAACUAAACUUGCCCCUCGUAUCCUGCUUGGCCUUUGGCACCCGCGGUUUGUUGCCUUUGCGAAAGCGAGGCUGCCUUAUUGUCGGCGGUCUCAUAUUGGCGUCAGCACUGCUCUUGCUCGCAAGUAUUUCUGGAAUGACGUGGAGGUUUUCUCCAUGUCGUUUGCAUCGCUAGCAAGUGCGGACGGCUCCGGAUUCCGCGAAGAAUGUAAGGCCGCGGGCAAGCGACUUAUGGUAUGGACUGUCAACAAACCGGAGCACAUGAUGGAAGCUGUUCGAUGGGGUGUUGAUGUUGUUAUUACUGAUGUCACGCAGAAAUGGCUGGAACUUCGAGGAGCGCUACAAGUCGACUACGAUACCAUGCUUUCUCGGUACGGCCGGCUUUUCCUCUGGACGACGUGGCAGUUCUACUUCCCAGUCACAUCAUCUUGGGAAAGACUCACGAGGAUGUACCUCGAAAGUGCUGCAGGCCCUUUCGACCAUUUUGUGCUCCCUGAGCCAACAACUAUAACUUCGAGAAUUGCGUAG